UGGACGAGAGGCUAAGACUUCUAAUUCCCUUUGAGGUGCAGUUAUUUAUUCUGAACACUCGAUGGCAAUGUGGCUUCAGGUUAGCGAAUACUCUGUACAAUGUAAACAAUAAGGCCGCCACAGUCGCCGGAGGUUCGCAGACAUUUGUGUACACGUAUUACGGCUGCAUGGGCUGGACUAGGGAGUCAAUAGAAACAAGCUAACUUAACGCUGGCUAGCUCUCAAGAACAAGACUAGCUAGGACGUCUUGGCUAAUAUCUGUGCACACAAACUAUCUGUAGGACAGUCUAUUCUUUUCUCAAAAUAGCAGGACAACAAUUUCGUGCAUGGGAAGCAGGAGACGUUCGCUGUGCCUUUCUGAAGACGAAUCAAGGUGGCGACAGAUAAGGUUGCUGGAAAGCUGAGUUCUACUCUCUCAUGGGUAAAGAACUCCGUGUCCCUCACAGUCAGUCAGAUGGCUAGUCAGGUGGCCACACCAACAUCCUUACAGACUACCACUACAUCCUCCUCCACAUCUCUGUCUUCACCUGCCCUGACACCAACCACACCGGCACAGCUCAGUCCUGAUGAUGUGGAGUUGCUUGCCAAGCUCGAGGAGCAAAAUAGGUUGUUGGAGACAGAUAGCAAGUCACUGCGCUCUAUGAAUGGCUCCCGGCGAAACAGCGGCUCCUCCCUGGUGUCGAGCUCCUCUGCCUCCUCCAAUCUCUCACACCUGGAGGAGGACACAUGGAUCCUGUGGGGUCGAAUUGUCAAUGAGUGGGAGGAUGUGCGCAAGAAGAAGGAGAAGCAGCUAAAGGACCUCGUCAGGAAAGGGAUUCCUCACCACUUUCGGGCAAUUGUUUGGCAGCUGUUGUGUAAUGCCCAGAAUAUGCCCAUCAAGGAUCAGUACUCGGAACUUUUGAAGAUGACAUCGCCGUGCGAGAAGUUAAUUCGCAGAGACAUUGCCCGCACUUAUCCAGAACACGACUUCUUCAAAGAGAAGGACAGCUUUGGCCAAGAAGUGCUGUUUAAUGUCAUGAAGGCAUAUUCUCUGGUGGACCGUGAGGUUGGUUAUUGUCAGGGAAGUGCAUUCAUUGUCGGUUUGCUUCUCAUGCAGAUGCCCGAAGAAGAAGCAUUCUGUGUGUUUGUAAAGCUGAUGCAAGACUACAGGUUACGAGAACUCUUCAAACCCAGUAUGGCUGAGCUGGGACUUUGCAUGUACCAGUUUGAGUGCAUGAUUCAGGAACAUCUCCCUGAGCUGCAUAUGCAUUUCCAGGCUCAGAGUUUUCAUACCUCGAUGUAUGCCUCCUCGUGGUUCCUCACCAUCUUCCUCACUUCUUUCCCUUUGCCUGUCGCCACAAGAAUUUUUGAUAUCUUUAUGUGUGAGGGUCUGGAGAUAGUUUUUCGUGUGGGGCUGGCCAUCCUUCAGAUGAAUCAGGCUGAACUCAUCCAACUUGACAUGGAGGGCAUGUUACAGUACUUUCAGAAGGUUAUCCCACAUCAGCUUGACAGUGGACCAGAUAAGGUCAUCCAGGCUGCAUAUCAAGUUAAAUACAAUGCCAAGAAGAUGAAAAAACUGGAGAAAGAAUACACUACAAUCAAAACAAAAGAGAUGGAAGAACAAGUGGAGAUAAAGAGGUUGCGAACAGAGAACCGUCUUCUGAAGCAGAGGAUAGACACCCUAGAGAAAGAAAGUGCUUCCUUGGCAGAUAGAUUGAUUCAGGGACAAGUGACUCGAGCUCAAGAAGCAGAGGAAAACUACCUGGUCAAGCGGGAGCUGGCCACGGUCAAACAACAGAAUGAGGAGGCCAGUGCUCAGCUGGAGCAGGCCAAGAAAACCAUCAAGCAGCUUCAGCAACAACAGCAGAUACAAGCGAAGGGACCCCCUCGGUGCUCAGAGGAGUCUGUCAUGCAGCUUGAAAGGGAGCUUGUGCAAGCAAGACUAAAGGAGGCUGAGUCACAGUGCGCCCUCAAGGAAAUGCAAGAAAAGAUCCUUGAUAUGGAAAAGAGGAACUCAUCACUACCAGAUGACACUAAUGUGGCACGACUCCAAGAAGAGCUGAUUGGGGUAAAGUUGAGAGAGGCGGAGGCUGUUACUGGAUUGAAAGAGUUGAGACAGCAGGUCAGAGAUCUAGAAGAGCACUGGCAGCGUCACUUGGCCCGCACUGCUGGUCGCUGGAAAGACAGCCCCAAAAAAAACACCUUGAGUGCGCUGCAGGACGAGCUUAUGAGUGUCAGGUUGAGUGAAGCUGAGGCCCAAGCAGAACUGAGAGAGACUCGGCAGAGGAUGCUGGAGCUGGAGACACAGAACCAGAUUCAUAGUAACCAGCUCCGGCGGGCAGAGCAGGAGUGCCGUUCUUUGCAGGAGCGCAUGCAAACUCUGACAGUGCAGAACAAAGAUCUGCAAGUGCAACUGCAAGAACUUAAGCGCAAACAAGCUGAGAUUGAAUGCAAGAGCAAGGAAGAAGUGAUGGCAGUGAGACUGCGGGAAGCUGACAACAUUGCUGCUAUGGCUGAGCUCCAGCAACAGAUCUCUGAGCUGGAGAUUCAGAAAGAAGAAGGAAAGGUACAAGGCCAGCUGAACCAUACAGACUCAAGUCAAUACAUACGCGACCUCAAAGACCAGAUAGCUGAGUUAAAACACGAGGUUUGCUGCUUAAAAGGACAGAGAGGAUUGAACGCUCAGUCCACUUUUGACGGGAUCCAUAUUGUCAAUCACUAUGUGGGCAUGGAUGAGUCUUACCAGUCCUCGGAUGAUGAUAUAGUCAAGGACCCCAACCUUCAGGACCCCCAGGAGAGGAACAGGAGACGUAUCAAACUGCACCCCAAACUCAGGGACACUGACAGUGAGGAAGAGGAGGACGGGGAGGCCCUGCGAAUCUCUGUACCUCAGGCCAGCAGCCAAAAAUCCACCACCGUGUGACCAGUGCCCGCUGACAGUCGGAGCUCAGAAGUUUUCAGCACCUACACAUGAAACUUCUUGCAGCCAUUUUGCCGAAGAGGUCUGGAUCAGAAGUUCCCAAUUUCAAAAAAGGAAAAGCAUUAUCAUUUCAUAUUAUGCAGAUCAUGCUUACAGAUUUAGAUGUUUUGUUUUUUUGUUUGUUUGUUGUUGUUGUUUUUUUGUCCUGCAUUGUCUGACAAAAGACGAGGUCAGUCUGGAGCUCAGCAGAAUAAAACAUCGUCGAGUCUAUCAAAAUCACCAGGGGAUGGGGGGGUGGGGGUCUGUCUGUCAUUCCCGGUAUCUCCCGUAGGUACAAAGGAGAAAAAGAGACUGUGCAAUAAAAGAUUUUAUGCUAUAUUACACACUUCAUCUUUUUUUUUUUUUAUUCACAUUUUUAGAAGAUUUUAUAAAUUAAUGUUAGAAGUGUAUCAAUGCCAUGACUAGUAAGUGUCCAUCAUGCAGAGACAGAAUCGAAUGUGUGGAUGAGUGUGUGUGCAUAUGCGUACGGUCCAGACUAGCUUGGUCGCAACCUGGUGUUAAAGCUCUUUGUACCAACCAGCAACAAUUUUGGAAUUUAGCAUAUGCCAUACCACAAGGUCAGCAUGUCAUCUGCAUACUUAGAGCUAUGUGUUUUUCUAAUCUCCUAACCCCCUUCAAAUUUAAAAAUACGCAUCGCUGCAUAUCUGAUGAUGACAUAUUUGGAAUUUGACAAAAGAAUUAAAUAAGUUAUUAAUUAAAAAAAAAACAUUCUUAGUCCUUUGGCUUGUGCAAAAAGAGAUGGUUUGGAAUAUCUCCUGCCACAUUUGUACUGAGCUCUCAUGAUGCAAAAAAAAGAGUAAUUUCAUCAUAUUUGCUGGAAAUUCAAGCAUGAAUGAUAUUGUGAUGGGCACAUUGAUUCAAAACAUGUUUGUACGCUAACGGAUGACAGUCUGAGGGAACUUGAACUGAGUUAAAACUGAGAUGACCUGGCAAAGUGCACAGUCUGAGGAUGCAUCAGAAGUUUGCAAACAGAUACCAAAGGAAGAACUACAAACCUGAAUUGUGCUCAUGCAGAAGCUCCAGUUAAGCAGACCUGGAUUUGAAAAAAAAAGAAAUCUUGAAUGUGACUGUGAGUAAAGGAAAUGGACAGGAUUGUGACUUUGAGAUGCUGAAACUGAUGACAUCUUGGAAAUGAUGACACGUUUUAAGUUUAAUGAGAGAGGGACUCAUAAUGUCACUUAAAGUCUGCAGUAUAGACAUCUAACACUAUGGAGUGGUCAGCACACUCUAAAGACUACAUGAGAUUGUUGUAUGAAUAUAUAUAUAUAUAUAUAUAUACAGUAUAUAUAUAUAUGCGUGUGUGAGUGUGUGUGUGUGUGUGUG
This is a messenger RNA of Menidia menidia (Atlantic silverside), 4282 nucleotides long. NCBI's taxonomy places the organism in Eukaryota, Metazoa, Chordata, Actinopteri, Atheriniformes, Atherinopsidae. The record is from the annotation of a GenBank genome assembly.